AUGACAUAUAAACUCUGUAUUCGUCAACAUGUAUUUUAUUUAGGAAAAUCUUUUGAUGAAAAAGAUUUACAAGGUUUAUGUGGUGUUAAUAAUGGAACAAAAAAGAAAGAUCUGGAUAAAACAGGUUAUAAAGGAAUUGGAUUUAAAGCGGUUUUUGGAAAAUCAGAUUAUGUUAUUAUUUAUUCAAAUGGAGAAUAUUUUCGAUUUGAUUCUUCUUAUCAAAUAAAAUGGAAUAAACAAUGGGGAACUAAUGAUCAACAAGCAUGGGAAAAAAAUAAUGAUCGACAGUUUAUUUAUCCAUGGCAAAUCAAUCCUAUAUGGACUAAUGACAAUGAAAUACCAAAUCGAAUUAGAAAUUUUCUUAAUUCAAAAAAAAAACAAAUCCAUGUGGCUUAUGCAAUUUUAUUAAAUAAUGUUGGAGAAAUUCAUUUAGCUAUAGAUCAGUUAAAACAACAACCAUAUAUGUUUCUUUUUCUACGAAAUAUUUCUCGAAUAACAUUUUUAACACAAUUAAAUGAUACGAUUUCGAUUGCUCGUCAUUUCAGUCAUGGUUUAAAACAAGUUUAUAUCAAUAAAAAAAUUGAUUCACAAUGGAUUAUCAAACGCUUUGAAUUAGAUGUUCCAAAGAGCAUACGAGAUAAAUUAGUUGGAGAUUCUAAAGCACCUGAAAAAUUACGAUCGAUAGAAAAAGCCGAAAUGUUUUUUGCCGCAAAAUAUAAAGAUUCAACAACUGAUGAAAAUGAAGAAAUGAUUAGUGGUGGCAUAGAAAAGUUGCGUGAUCAAGAUUCAAUUCUCUUCUCUUAUUUACCAACUAAAAUUUCCGAAUAUAAAUUUCCAGUUUUAAUCAAUGCUAAUUUUCUAACAAAUGUAAAUCGAGAACAAAUUCAUACAGAUUCUGUGUGGAAUCAAUGGUUAUUUAAUAAAAUAGGUAGUGAAAUAUUUCAAUGGAUAAUAGAAUUAGUAAAAGACAAGAAAUUUCGUUCUCAAGCUUAUCGUUUGAUUCCAUCAAAAUUAACUUUAAUAAACAACAUUUUAUCGAGACAAUUCGAUGAUUCAUUUGCGGUGACUAUUAAAAAUUGUAGUUUUAUUCUCAAUAGAAAAAAUCAACUGUUAAGGGUUAGUGAAGCCGUUAUGGAUUCAACGUCAAUGUCCAAACAAUCAUCAUUUGUUGAUAUCAAUUCAAUGCGUGAGUAUAUACACAAUAAUAAUAGGUAUUAUUCCCAGUAUGCUGAUUAUCCAUUUAUUGAUUAUGAUCAAAAUUUAUUGCGAGUUGGUGUUAGACAAUUUACUUGGGAUGAGUGUAUUGUCAUGUUUAAAUCAGAUAUAUUUCUCAGAACUCAUUCACCAGACAAAAAUAAACUAAUGAUCGAAUAUUUUUAUUCAAACUUUUCUAAGAUCGGUACAGCUAAUGAUAUAAAUAUUAAUAUUGAACAAAUUCCAUUUCUCAUGGAUCAAAAUAAUCAUUUACAAUUAAUCAAAGAUAUUUAUUUCCCUGCUGAAACCAUUGGUGAUAGUGGAACAAGUGAUUCGGAUAAUUUAUUUAUAAAUAAAAUAAUAUUCGAUUGGUUAAAUGAAAAGACUCAAAAAUCAAUAAAACAAUGGUUACAAACAUUAGGUGUUAUUCAACGAACUGAUUUAACUUUUUUAAAUAAAACAGUUAUUCCAAAUGCAUCAACUUAUAUUACAUCAGAAAAUGCUCUAAAAACGAUAAAAAUGUUAUUUAUGUUAUUUCAAAAACAUGAUAUUGAAAAAAAGGAACUCAACCAAUUAAAAAAAUUAAAAUUAUUAACAACACGUGGAACAUUAAUAGCAGCUGAACAAUGUUUUUUCUGUGAUCAAUACAAACCGCGAUUGCCGCUUGAAGAAUAUUUAAAAGCAAAAGAAGAUAAAUUUUUAUCUUUCGACUAUAUUCGUCUUGAUGAAAGAAAUUUAAAAGAUAAUCUUGAUCGUAUACAAAUGAUAUAUUAUCAUAUAUUAAAAGAAAUAUAUUUUUGGUCAUCCGAUGAACGAAAGACAAUGAAAACACAAGCAAAAUCCUUUUAUCUAUUAACUGAAAACGAUCAAUGGAAAUUGGCUAAUGAUUUAUAUCUGUAUAUGGAGGGUAAUGGAACAAAUAACAAUUUAAAUGAUGCAAUUCCAUGUCUAAAACUUGAUUAUAAAAAUAGAAAUCAUUCACAUUUGAAUCAAUUUCUGGAUUUAUUUAAUAUAAAACAAAUUAAAAUGAAUGAUUUAAAACUUGUUGAUAAACAAUCUUCCCCUGCUGAACACUUCAGAAGAAAACUAAUUGAAAUUUCACCAUUUCUGAAGAAAUGGCUCAAAAAUUCAUCUGUUUCCUCCGAUAUUAUCUCGGUAAUCGACAAAAAAAUUCAACAAGAAAAUGAUUUUAUAGAAUCGGAUUGUUUACAAUUAUUUUACAAUCAAAAAUUUGUUCAAGAAACAAAUGUUUAUUUUGAUAAUAAAUAUAAACAAUUAUAUGUUAGACGACCAUGGGAUAGUGAAACAACAUUUAUAGAUCUUCCCAAUAAAUUAUGUCAAUUAUUAAAUAUACGAGGAUUUGAAAAAAAUAUUCGAUUUUUAUUAAAAGGAACAAUUGAAGAGAUUCAAAAGCACUUCACUACAAAUUCAAUUGAAAUACCAACUAAAAAAGACAUCGUUAUCUUAGAACGAUUGUCAAGAUCUGAUAUUCUUCAACAAUCAAAACCGUCUGCCACACCUUCACCUAAGUCAACUGAGACUACAACAUCUCCACCCGAGUCAAACAAAUCUACCUCUUCUAUUAAAAACAAAGAAACCCGUAGUAAUAAACAUGAAUAUACUACAGAAACGACGGGAACAUUUAUUGAUAAUUCAGCAAAUCGAAAAUAUAACACUGAUACUGUACUUGCCUUACAACAGCUUAAUCAAGGUUUUCCACAAUAUUAUCCAUUUUCUUGUUCUGGUAAUUAUGUGUUAAUGGAAAUUAUUGCUUAG
Molecule: messenger RNA, 2970 nt
Organism: Rotaria sp. Silwood1
Lineage: Eukaryota; Metazoa; Rotifera; Eurotatoria; Philodinida; Philodinidae
Source: the annotation of a GenBank genome assembly